This is a messenger RNA of Odocoileus virginianus texanus, 2827 nucleotides long. NCBI's taxonomy places the organism in Eukaryota, Metazoa, Chordata, Mammalia, Artiodactyla, Cervidae. The record is from RefSeq and is a predicted model, not a curated record.
GGCCGCGGCCAGCCGAGCGCUGCAGCAGUGCGGGCAGCUCCAGAAGCUCAUCGACAUCUCCAUCGGCAGCCUGCGCGGGCUGCGUACCAAGUGCGCCGUGUCCAACGACCUCACCCAGCAGGAGAUCCGGACCCUGGAGGCGAAGCUGCUCCGGUACAUCUGCAAGCAGUGUCAGUGCAAGCUGAGCGUGGCCCCAGGCGAGAGGACCUCGGAGCUCGACAGCUACCCUCGCUUCAGCGACUGGCUGUACACCUUCAACGUGAGGCCGGAGGUGGUGCAGGAGAUCCUCCGCGAGCUCACGCUAGAUGCCCUGCUGGACAUGAACGAGGCCAAGGUGAAGGAGACGCUCCGGCGCUGCGGGGCCAGCGCCGAGGAGUGUGGCCGCCUGCAGUACGCCCUCACCUGCCUGCGGAAGGUGACAGGCCUGGGCGGGGAGCACAAAGAGGACUCAGGCUGGAGUUCAUCUGAUGCCCGGCGGGAAAGUGGCUCCGGGCCUGCCGCAGACACCCUUUCGCCAGCCAGCCUGCCCUGGCCUCCGGGGAGCUCCCAGCUGGGCAGACUGGGCAGCAGUGCCCAGGGCCCACGCUCCGCCUCCGUGUCCGCUCUGCCCGCCUCGGACUCCCCAAACCCCGGCCCCGGUGAGGGCCUGUCGGACCCCUUUAUCUCCCUGCACGCCAGCGGCCGGUUGACCCCCCGCGCCCUGCCCAGCUUCAUCACCCCGCCGACCACGCCCCAGCUCCGACGGCACACCAAGCUGAAGCCGCCCAGGACGCCGCCCCCGCCCAGCCGCAAGGUCUUCCAGCUGCUGCCCAGCUUCCCCACGCUCACCCGGAGCAAGUCCCACGAGUCUCAGCUGGGGAACCGCAUUGACGAGGUCUCCCCGAUGAGGUUUGGUAAGAGUGAUUCAUUUUCAUCCCCUCUGCCACCCAGGAGUCCUGUUUCUGUUGCUGUCCCCAUCGGGGGUGGAUUUCUUCGACCCUCUCUUAUUCCCUGGCCUUUCUGUGGUUCAGAAGCAGAGAUGCUGGGCUGCGCCUCAGGAAGUAGAUUUGAUGGACCCCGCGCAGCAGCAUCCAUCGUCUGGCUUCGCCAGGUGGCCCUGCCCGCCCCGCUCCAGGCUCUGGGCUUGGAGGGCGCCCGGGUGUCUGGGGUGGAACCGAUUCUCCUGGUUUCCCUGUGGUCCCCUGUGGGGACCCUUCUCCAUCCUGGCCUCUCUGAGCAUUUGCAUGUGUCCACCCCCUGCAGGUUCUCCACCAAGUCCUGGCUGUCGCAGGUUUGCCACGUGUGCCAGAAGAGCAUGAUGUUUGGAGUGAAGUGCAAGCAUUGCAGGUUGAAGUGUCAUAACAAGUGUACAAAAGAAGCCCCUGCCUGUAGAAUAUCCUUCCUUCCACUACCCAAGCUUCGGAGGACAGAAUCCGUGCCCUCAGACAUCAACAAUCCGGUGGACAGAGCCGCUGAACCCCACUUUGGAACCCUCCCCAAAGCACUGACAAAGAAGGAGCACCCUCCAGCCGUGAACCACCUAGACUCCAGCAGCAACCCAUCCUCCACUACGUCCUCCACGCCCUCCUCGCCUGCGCCCUUCCCAGCGUCGUCCAACCCAUCCAGUGCCACCACGCCCCCCAACCCCUCGCCUGGCCAGCGGGAUGGCAGGUUCAACUUCCCAGCUGCCUACUUCAUUCAUCAUAGACAGCAGUUUAUCUUCCCAGAUAUUUCGGCAUUUCCACAGGCAGCGCCGUUCACCGAUGGAGCAGACAGUUCCCGGCUCGACGACCAGCCAAAAGCAGAUGUGUCGGAAGAUCGUGAAGUGGAGGCCGAGGAGCCUGAGGCCGGCAAGUCAGAGGCCGAAGACGACGAGGACGAGGUGGACGACCUGCCGACCUCCCGCCGGCCCUGGCGGGGCCCCAUCUCGCGCAAGGCCAGCCAGACCAGCGUGUACCUGCAGGAGUGGGACAUCCCCUUCGAGCAGGUGGAGCUGGGUGAGCCCAUCGGGCAGGGCCGCUGGGGCCGGGUGCACCGCGGCCGCUGGCACGGCGAGGUGGCCAUCCGCCUGCUAGAGAUGGACGGCCACAACCAGGACCACCUGAAGCUGUUCAAGAAGGAGGUGAUGAACUACCGGCAGACGCGGCACGAGAACGUGGUGCUCUUCAUGGGGGCCUGCAUGAACCCGCCCCACCUGGCCAUCAUCACCAGCUUCUGCAAGGGACGGACGUUGCACUCGUUCGUGAGGGACCCCAAGACAUCUCUGGACAUCAACAAGACCAGGCAGAUCGCCCAGGAGAUCAUUAAGGGCAUGGGGUACCUCCACGCCAAGGGCAUCGUGCACAAAGAUCUGAAAUCCAAGAACGUCUUCUACGACAACGGCAAAGUGGUCAUCACAGACUUCGGGCUGUUCGGGAUCUCGGGUGUCGUGCGAGAGGGACGGCGUGAGAACCAGCUGAAGCUGUCACAUGACUGGCUGUGCUACCUGGCCCCCGAGAUCGUGCGGGAGAUGACCCCUGGGAAGGACGAGGACCAGCUGCCCUUCUCCAAAGCUGCUGACGUCUAUGCAUUCGGGACUGUUUGGUAUGAGCUGCAAGCCAGAGACUGGCCCUUGAAGAACCAAGCUGCAGAAGCCCUGAUCUGGCAGAUUGGAAGCGGAGAGGGCAUGAAGCGCGUCCUGGCCUCCGUCAGCCUGGGGAAGGAAGUCACCGAGAUCCUGUCUGCCUGCUGGGCCUUCGACCUGCAGGAGCGGCCCAGCUUCCCCCUGCUGAUGGACAUGCUGGAGAAGCUGCCCAAACUGAACCGGCGGCUCUCGCACCCUGGGCACUUCUGGAAGUCUGCUGAGUAA